AUGCAGGAGAGCUACAGCUCCAUCUUCAUGGCCUCUGGGCUGUUUGCCUAUCUGGGACAAGGGCAGAACACUUGGGCCCCAGAUUUCCAGAGCUACCGCCGUGAUGCAGAUGAAGAGAUGAUUAAACAAUUGCCAGAACAAGGGCCAGAGGCAGCAACCUGGUUCAAUUCCUACCGGUGUCCUGUGAGCAUCCAUAGUUCAGAUCCAUCUGAUCCAGAUGAUGAGCCGAUGAGCGAGGAAGAAGAUGAAAACCUGAAGAGGGUAGAAGGUCCCAGAGUCACAAAACCACAGGCCUCUCUUUUGGGGAAACCCAAUGUUGGUUCCAAGGAGGGAGAAACCUGGGAGAGUGGGAACAAUCACUUGCAGGGACAUACGGCCAGCAACAAUCCUGCCGCUGAAAAAGAUGGAGACCUUGUUGGUAACGAAAACAUCCAGCAAGGCAUAGAUGCAGAAGAAGGGAGCCAGAACGUAUGCCUCAAGUGUGGGAAAAAAUAUGGUAGGACGUCAACUCUCAAAAGACAUGCAAAAAGCCACAGUAGUACGAGACCCUAUAUAUGUGCCACCUGUGGCAAAGGUUUCAUUGAGAAAUCAAAGCUCAUUGCCCACACACAAGCACAUAAUAAAAAGCUUCAUUUGAUAAGGGAACCCUACGAAUGCCCCGAAUGUGGGGAGGACUUCUUUACGAAAGCCUCUUUCAAUAAGCAUCGGGCGACACACACCAACGAACCAACCUAUUCGUGCCCUGACUGUGGGAAAAGCUACAAGGCAGAGAUGCGCCUAGUUCGCCAUGUGGCGAAGGCCCACUCGGGAGCGACUCUCUUCAAAUGCCCUGACUGCGGGAAAGGCUUUACGAAAGAGAAAGCUCUCACUCGGCAUCGAGUGACGUUCCACACCGAAGGAGGAAGCUUCUACCGGCGCCAUAACUACAGGCCGCGUGUCGGAGAGGAAUCUCCUCCAAUCAAACGGCGGCGGAAGCUCCCCGCAAUGGAGCGUCCUUGCAGACUCUCAGAAUGCAAGGGAGGUUUGGGUGACGACGCCGGUCAUUGGAGAAUGCAAGAAAAGGGGAAGCCUCAUAAAUCCCUUCCCCGUGAAAUGCACUUUGGAAAGAGGCCGCCCCGCCCCACAAAUAGGGAACGUGGUGCAGAAGAAUAUAGCCACGAAUGCCCCGUGUGUGGGCGAUGUUUCAAGAAUGGGAGAUGCUUUGCUAAUCACUGGAGGGUGCAUGAAAGACAGCGGCAGCGCGAACAGGCCGGUGCAUUCGGGGAAGAAACCCGGCUCACUAGAAAUAAAAAAACCCAAGUCGAUUUUGAAUCCGAUGCAUGCUUUGACUGCAGAAAGCCCCUCUGUGCCGACUCGACGCUGCCUGUGCGGCCCGAAAUUGAAAUGGAAGGAAAUCUGUAUAAAUGCCCCAACUCUAGGAAAAUCUUCAGAGACAGCCGACGUUUUGCUAAGCGUCAGAGAAGAGGACAUCAGGAAGACCUUGAGGCAGGAGCACUGCCUGCUGACCAGUUGGAAACCCCCCGGAAGAAAGGAUCCUAUAGAUGCUCACGUUGCGAGAGAGUCUACUCAACCCACUCCAACCUCAGGAGACAUCAGAGAGUCCACUCGGGAUGCAGACCCGCCAAACGUCCCAGCGGUGGGGAAGGUUUCGCCUGCGCGGGGUCCUUCCCUGACAACCAGAAAGCCUGUGUCAAAGGAGGAAGCGGCUUGCAUAAAUGCUCUUGCUGUGCGAAAGGGUUCCGUGCUAAAAGUGUGCUGAAGGGACGCUUGCCACCCAGGGUAAAAGUCAAGCCUUACAAAUGUCCCAUUUGUGGGAAAGCCUUUGCGUCCAGAUACACUCUCGCUCAGCAUCUGGAAACCCAUGAGGAUGAGCAACACAGUCUGCAUAUAUGCUCGUUCUGCAGCAAAGCAUUCCGAACCUGGACCUCCCUCAAUAGACAUCAGCAGCUGCACAUGGGAGAGAAGCGCUACCAGUGCACUGUUUGUGGGAAAGCCUUCGCCUACAGAGAUGCCCUCGCUCACCACCGGGAGAUACACACGCAAGGGCAGUUCCACAAGUGCAAUUUCUGCCUGAAAACCUUCCCGACCGGUAAUUCUCUCAGUAGACACAGGCUCAUCCACUUGAAAACAAGGUCCUACCAGUGCUCUAUCUGCCAGAAAGCCUUCGGGACAAAAUAUUCCCUCCGUAGGCACCAGGACACGCACGGCAAUGGAAGUCCAGGCAAACUGACCGGUGGUGGGGAAGGUCCUGGUGUAGCUGAAGAGGAAGCUAGCACGACAGAAGAGAAUUCCAAUGGCUCGCCCGAUGGUUCAAUGAUCUCUGGGCAUGAGGACAUCGACAAGGAGAAGGAGAGCUUUGAGAGUGUGGGUGGCGCUGCCUGGGACAGCCGCUCGGGGGGAAAUUCUGCCAAAGGGUUAGAAGAAUAUAAGAACACAUUCGGAGAUGGCUCGGUGCUUCCCGAAUACCAAGCUAGACAUGCCGACGAAAGUGUCAGCCCAUUGUGUGAAAAUUCAAUAAAUUCUAAGCACCAGGGAGUCCACGUUGAAGGAAAUUCACCUGAAUGCUCUGGGACGAUGGGCAGAUCAGAGCUUACUGGACAAGAAGAACCUGUUACUGGUGACCGAACCCUUUCCAGGGAUGGGUCCGUGGUUGCUCACAAUCCAGCGAGCGAUACAGAAGGACAUUUCAGCCUGUGGACCGACAAUUCAGCCUAUUCUGGACUGGUUCAGGGAGCCUCUAUAGGAGAAAAGCCUUCUGGGAGUGUGAUGACCCUUGUGGACGGCUCAUUGCUGGCUGAAGAGCAGAGCACCCACUUAGAGGAACACCCCGUUAAUGGGUUAGAUGGUCAGGAUCCCGUUGGGGUCAAUUCAACUCACUUGAGUCGUGAGGGAGUUGUCACAGGCAAAGAAAGACAUACAUGCCUUAACUGCGGGAAAUCCUGCAGAGAUAAAUAUUCCCUCACUAGACAUCAGGUAACCCACACCUCAGCGGGAUCUUAUCAAUGUCAAACCUGUGAGAGGAGUUUCCGGAAGCCUCAAAUGCUAGCAAGGCACCAGCUCACACAUGGAGAUCUCAAGCCUAAUCAAUGCCAUGAAUGUGGGAAAUGCUUCAAAACAAGGUCCUGCGUUGACAGGCAUCUGAAGACCCACAGGGAGAAGCCCUACUGCUGUGUUUAUUGUGACAAGAGGGUCGCAACAGGCACAAAUCUUCGGAAUCACCUAAGGCUUCACACAGGAGAGAGGCCGUAUAAGUGUGCAGAGUGCGACAAAGAUUACACGACACUGUGGACCCUUAAAAAUCAUUUGAAGACCCAUUUGAAAACGAGCUCCGCCUAGAGCCUCUCUGCAGAACAGCUAGAUCAGGUUUCGUAACAUAGAGUUGCCAUAUUUCAAAAAAGUAAAAUUCCUGACACCCGCAAAGUUGUUCAGCUUUUAGGCAGACCCCCAAAUUGUUAAACUUCUUUGGUGGACCCC
This is a messenger RNA of Zootoca vivipara (common lizard), 3474 nucleotides long. RefSeq lists its product as uncharacterized. The record is from RefSeq and is a predicted model, not a curated record. Lineage: Eukaryota; Metazoa; Chordata; Lepidosauria; Squamata; Lacertidae.